AAAGGGAAGUUGAAAGAAGUGGGAGAGGGAGAUCGCAGACGGAGUCUUAUGAAAUCUAACGUUACGGCAGCUGGCUGGAUGCUCGACACACUGUGGAAGAGACACUGAAGUGCUACUAAUAUUGUCCUGGAGACAACAUUCGCAUUAACUAGGUCCCUCUUUUUUUUUGGUAGGUAUUUUGUGCAGUUUUUCCACAGUCCACCAGCCUCCAGGUGAAGAGACCACAACAGUGUGACAUGGCAAGUAGAGGCGGAGCCACACGACCCAACGGGCCAAACGCAGGCAACAAGAUUUGCCAGUUCAAACUUGUGCUUUUAGGAGAGUCAGCGGUGGGAAAGUCGAGUCUUGUCCUUCGGUUCGUCAAGGGUCAGUUUCACGAAUUCCAAGAGAGCACAAUCGGAGCUGCCUUCCUGACUCAGACAGUAUGUUUGGACGACACAACAGUCAAGUUUGAAAUCUGGGACACAGCCGGCCAGGAGCGCUACCACAGUCUGGCCCCCAUGUACUACAGAGGAGCCCAGGCGGCCAUCGUGGUCUACGAUAUCACAAAUGAGGAGUCAUUUGUACGGGCAAAGAAUUGGGUUAAAGAGCUUCAGAGACAAGCCAGUCCAAAUAUUGUAAUAGCCCUGGCUGGGAACAAGGCGGACCUCGCAAACAAGAGAGCGCUGGACUUCCAGGAUGCACAGUCGUACGCAGACGACAACAGCCUGCUCUUCAUGGAAACCUCGGCAAAGACUUCUAUGAACGUGAAUGAGAUUUUCAUGGCCAUUGCAAAGAAACUUCCCAAGAACGAGCCUCAGGCGGCCGGAGCCAGCAGCGGACGGAACCGAGGAGUGGACCUGACGGAGACGGCUCAGUCCACCAGCCGCCCCUGCUGCAGUAACUAACUCGGCUCUUUACCACCCACAUCCGCCCCACCCACCCACCCACCCAGCCUCUCUGCUCCCUCCACCCCUCUCCACCCCAACAACACCUGGACAUCGGGCUCCUUGGCUUCCCAGACGUCAGACCUGACCUUCAACCUCACUCCCCUGGAAUAGCUAAAAGACUCUGUAUAGCUGCAUUUCUAAUACCUUUUUUUUUUUUUUUUUUUUUUGUUGAUGUUCUCUUUUUUUUUUUUAACUUUUUUUAAGAAGUGUAUAUCGGUAUAAUGGAUGCAUGUAUCACUACAACGCCUAAAAAAAACAAAAAAACAAACAAAAAACACAUUUUUAUCUCAUUCAGUUUGGAGACUAACCUUUGAUUUAAGGACGAGCGAGCGAGCGAGAAAAACCUCUGAACGUGCGAUUAUGUUUGAUUUGCCGAUGAGACGACGACGACGUAGCCUCGCCUCACUGUCACUGUCCCGGGGCUAAAGGGGGGAGGGAAAGGGAAAGGGGGGAGUCGACUGGACGUCUCGUCUGUAACGGUCUUUUUCAGUUGUGAGCUCACGAUUGGAAACAAAAAGGAAAAACUUCUCCCGCCUCCAGACGCCUGGUUUCUCCCUCCUUCACAUCUGCUACACACACACACACACACACACACACACACACACACACACACAAGAAGACACGAGUUGUUCACCUGAGGCUCCUGAUGGAAAAUGGCGACAAAGGGAGCGACACUCUGUCAUGUCCCGGGAGUUAUUUGUAAAUUAGGCUUUGCUCUAUUUUAGAAGACAAGAACGCUCUCAGGUUGUCGUCGACAGAAGUUAAUUUGUAAAAAAAAAAAAAAAAAAAUAAUAAAAACUGUCCAACAUCCUGCUUCGUUCUUCGCCGUUCAGGCGGCCGCUAGAAAUUUGGACUGCUGCCCACUGUCACAAGUCUGUAGAGGGGGGGGGGGGGGGAGAUAAUAAUAAUGAUAAAAAUAAUAAUAAUAAUAAAAAGAAUAUACUCUAAUGUUGUCAUAGGGUGCAAUGUUGUCGUCUUCUUCCUUUAGAGCAGCCUGCAGAGCCCCCGAGCUCACUGGGAAGUUUGUCCAGAGAUUCCGAACAAUUGUACAGUUCAAUAGAGGUCUUUUCUUUUUUAUUUUUUUUUAGUUUUCUUUCUAGACCUUGUCACAAACUGGUCAAAGCCGUGGUGGUCUUUUUAGGUAUAUGUAGUGUUAUUAACAAAAUCCCUCUCUGGUGUCUUGUUACCUUUUUUUUUUUGUUUUUUUGUUUUUUUUUCUCAGAAAUGAUCCGUGUUCGUUGUUUUUUUUUUUUUAACGGAUCUUUUAUUGCAUUGCACAGUGUUGAUCAUGUUUUAAUUAUUGAUGACUGCCCUUCUUUCUUUCGAUUUUAUAUGACGGACUGUAUUGGACUUGCUAACCUCCGGCUAUGAGCAGGUAGCAUAAUUAACCCUAACUGGUGGUCUCUCUCUUUCUCUCUCUCUACUCUCUCUCUACUCUAUCUCUUACAGCUCAAUGAAUUUUAAUGAUGUAAAACAGCAUUACUAGUGACGGGCUGAUCAGUUUUGAGUGUCUAUACAACUUAAUAAAUCCAAUAAAGAGG
Molecule: messenger RNA, 2470 nt
Organism: Mugil cephalus (flathead mullet)
Lineage: Eukaryota; Metazoa; Chordata; Actinopteri; Mugiliformes; Mugilidae
Gene: rab5ab
Product: RAB5A, member RAS oncogene family, b
Exons: 6
Coding region: 237-887 (216 amino acids)
Molecular function (GO): GTP binding; GTPase activity
Source: RefSeq, a predicted model, not a curated record